GCAAAAUCAUUCAAUGUUGCAGGUUAAGAAACACAAAUUUCCAGCCAUUAGAAGAGACAUCAUUUCUUCUCCAAGAAUCAUUAUAAUCUCCAAAAAUGUUAUGUUAUCAAGUGCAUGCCUGUAUUUUUCUUUCUCUCUUCUUAGGGUUUCCAUCCACCAAUGCCACAUUGCAGCACAUAAUGUUUCCAACAAUCUAUGUUAGUCCCUCAGGGGAAGGCAAUUUCACAACCAUCCAAGCUGCUAUUGAUUUUGUGCCUGCAUACAACCAAAGAUGGACUUGUAUACACAUCAAAAGAGGCCUAUAUAGAGAACAAGUCAGAAUCCCUUAUGAUAAGCCGUUCAUCUACCUAAAAGGAGAAGGGCAGCGGAAAACUUACGUUGUUUGGGAUGCUCAUGAUUCUACUGCAACCAGUGCUACCUUCACUUCUCAGGCUGACAACACAAUUGCCAAAUACAUAUCCUUCAUAAAUUCUUACAACUCUCCUCAUAAGAGUAACAAUCCAAUGAGGCCAGCAGUAGCAGCCAUGAUACAAGGAGACAAAUCAGCCUUUCACAAAUGUGGCUUCUUCGGACUGCAAGAUACAUUAUGGGAUGAACAAGGUCGACACUAUUUCAGUCGUUGCUCCAUUCAGGGAGCAGUCGAUUUCAUCUUUGGCGCUGGCCAGUCCAUUUAUGAGAAAUGCACCAUAUCAGUUGUUGCUAGAGCUCUAAAUGGGGUCCCAGGCUACAUAACAGCUCAAGGAAGAUCACAUGCCCAAGAUACAAACGGGUUCGUAUUCAAGAACUGCAACAUAGUUGGAAAUGGAAAGACGUUUCUGGGAAGACCUUGGAGAGAGUAUGCAAGAGUCGUAUUUUACAACACAUCAAUGUCGAGCAUCGUUGUGCCUCAGGGAUGGGAUGCUUGGUUCAGCGCCGGCCGCGAGGAUUGGUUGACCUUUGCUGAGCACAAUUGUCGGGGUGUAGGUUCAAACACCUCAAGGAGAGUGAAGUGGGAGAAGAAGCUAAGCCAAAGGUAUUUGAAGCAGUUAACAAGCAUUUCAUUCAUUGAUAAUGAAGGGUGGAUGAACAGGUUGGCUUUCGGCUUGUAGGAUGCUUGUUUAAA
Messenger RNA from Sesamum indicum (sesame), 1102 nucleotides. RefSeq names its product putative pectinesterase 29. The record is from RefSeq and is a predicted model, not a curated record. Gene Ontology annotation, biological process: pectin catabolic process; cell wall modification. Lineage: Eukaryota; Viridiplantae; Streptophyta; Magnoliopsida; Lamiales; Pedaliaceae. Gene Ontology annotation, molecular function: pectinesterase activity.